This is a messenger RNA of Numida meleagris (helmeted guineafowl), 1394 nucleotides long. It is a transcript of the gene HYAL1, whose product is annotated as hyaluronoglucosaminidase 1. Lineage: Eukaryota; Metazoa; Chordata; Aves; Galliformes; Numididae. Gene Ontology annotation, molecular function: hyalurononglucosaminidase activity. Gene Ontology annotation, biological process: carbohydrate metabolic process; hyaluronan catabolic process. The record is from RefSeq and is a predicted model, not a curated record.
CCUGGACCUGGACCUGGCCCUGUUCUGGUCAACCGCCCCUUUGUCACUGUCUGGAACAUCCCCAGCGAGCCCUGCGCUCAGCAGUACAAUGUCACCCUGCCCCUGGGGGUCUUUGAUGUCGUGGCCAACACGGAGGAGGCCUUCAUGGGGCAGGACAUCACGCUGUUCUACAGCUCGCACCUGGGGCUCUUCCCCUACUACACGGCACAGGGGCAGCCGGUGGAUGGGGGGCUGCCGCAGAACGCCAGCCUGGCAGCCCACCUGCAGCAGGCCAGGCGGGACAUCGUGUCUGCAUUGCCCAGAGCCACGUAUGACGGACUGGCCGUUGUUGACUGGGAGCAGUGGCGCCCGCUGUGGGCCCGCAACUGGGGCUCCAUGAACAUCUACCGGGAGAAGUCGGAGGAGUUGGUGCAGCAGCAGCACCCGCUGUGGCCCCCCAGCCUUGUGGAGGAGGUGGCCCAGCAGCAGUACCAGAAAGGUGCCCGCGCUUUCAUGGAGCAGACGCUACAGCUGGGUGAGGCCAUGCGGCCUGGUGGCUACUGGGGCUUCUAUGGCUUCCCUGACUGCUACAACAACAACUUCAGCAACCCGCUCUACAAUGGCAGCUGCCCGGUGGUGGAGCAGCAACGCAACCGGGAGCUGGGUUGGCUCUGGAAUUGCAGCCGGGCACUCUACCCCAGCAUCUACCUGCCUCACCAGCUGCAGGGCACCAACAAGGUGCUGCACUAUGUCCGGUACCGUGUGGCUGAGGCCUUUGCUGUCCAGAAGGGCAUCCUCAGCACUGCCAUCCCCGUCCUGCCUUACGCCGAGAUCAUCUAUGACAACACUUCUGACUUUCUCUCUGAGGAGGACCUGGUAAAUACCAUCGGGGAAAGCGCGGCUCAGGGUGCUGCAGGCAUCAUCAUCUGGGGAAGCUACACUGAGAGCGCCUCCAAGGAGAAGUGCCUGAAGCUGAGGGACUACCUGGAUGGGGCCCUGGGCCACUACAUCGUCAAUGUGACAACCAGUGCCCAGCUGUGCAGCCAGAGCCUGUGCUCUGGGAAAGGCCGCUGCGUGCGUAAGGAGGGCAAGCUGGCCUUCCUACAGCUUGACCCCAGCCGCUUUGCUAUCAACCUGAAAGCCACCAAGCCCCAGCCCGUGGUGUGGAGCCUGACUGCCAACAGUGGCAUGUCCCAGCUGGCUGAGGACUUCAACUGCCAGUGCUACAGUGGCUGGCAGGGAGAGCACUGUGACAGCCGGGCCCCCUCUAAUAAGUGAGUAAGGGCUGUCUUCCGUGCCAUGUGCUGCAUUGGAAAGGUUGCACUGCCAUUCCUCCUAGUGGGAAGCACAGGAAGAAAAGCCCAGGCUGCUAAUAAAACUGCUGUGCAUCCUAUAGGGUUGCUACAUUCUUUUAA